Molecule: messenger RNA, 2726 nt
Organism: Meleagris gallopavo (turkey)
Lineage: Eukaryota; Metazoa; Chordata; Aves; Galliformes; Phasianidae
Source: RefSeq, a predicted model, not a curated record
UUUGAAAAACUUCCACUUACAUGUGGGCUUUUCUCUUCCUGGUGUAACACAGGUGUAAUAUCUUUGCUGAGACCUCUUUUGCUGGAUGUGGUCCCAACUAUCCAACAGACUGCUGCUUUGGCUCUCGGGAGGCUUGCCUAUUUUAACGAUGACCUGGCAGAAGCAGUGGUGAAGGAAGGCAUUCUUCCACAGCUCGUGUUUUCAUUGUCUGAGCAGAAUCGUUUCUACAAGAAAGCAGCUGCAUUUGUGUUAAGAGCAGUUGGUAAACAUUCUCCACAGCUAGCUCAGGCAAUAGUUGAGUGUGGAGCGCUGGAAGCACUUGUGAUUUGCUUGGAAGAUUUUGACCCUGGAGUGAAAGAAGGUGCAGCUUGGGCACUCGGUUAUAUUGCCCAACACAAUUCAGAACUGUCACAAGCUGUGGUGGAUGCAGGAGCCGUUCCUCUUUUAGUGCUCUGUAUCCAGGAGCCAGAAAUUGCUUUGAAAAGGAUUGCUGCUUCAACUCUUAGUGAUAUUUCAAAGCAUUCUCCAGAGUUAGCACAGACAGUAGUGGAUGCAGGAGCUAUCGCUUACUUAGCUCAGAUGAUCCUGAACCCUGAUGCUAAACUGAAGUGUCAGGUGCUGUCAGCGCUAAGCCAAAUAGCAAAGCAUUCAGUGGAUCUUGCAGAGUUGGUGGUUGAAGCAGAAAUUUUCCCAGUUGUGCUCACAUGCCUGAAGGACUCGGAUGAAUAUGUCAAGAAAAAUGGUGCAACUUUAAUUAGAGAGAUAGCAAAGCAUUCGCCUGAGCUUUCACAGUUUAUAGUAAAUGCAGGUGGAGUUGCUGCUGUGAUUGAUUGUAUUGGCAGCUGCAAAGGGACUGUCAGACUGCCUGGCAUCAUGAUGCUUGGUUAUGUAGCAGCUCAUUCAGAGAACCUGUCAAUGGCAGUUAUUGUCUCCAAGGGAAUACCACCACUGUGUACCUGUUUGUUAGAAGAACAAGAAGAUCAUAUUAAGGCAGCAGCUGCGUGGGCCUUGGGACAGAUUGGCAGACAUACUCCUGAGCAUGCACGUGCUGUAGCAGUAACAAAUGUGCUAGCCACACUGCUUUCUUUGUAUAUGGACACACGCAGUUCAGAAGAUCUUCAGCUGAAAACUAAAAGAGCCUUAAAGAACAUCCUUCAGAAAUGCACUUAUCUUCCAGCACUUGAACCAUUGCUGCACGAUGCCCCUCCCAACAUUAUGAAACACAUUGUUGGGCAGUUUAGCAAGGUGUUACCACAUGACAGUAAAGCACGUCGUCUCUUUGUAACAACUGGUGGGCUUAAAAAGGUUCAAGAAAUAAAAGCAGAACCUGGGUCACUUCUUCAGGAGUAUAUCAACACUAUUAACAACUGCUAUCCAGAGGAAAUAGUAAGGUAUUAUUCCCCUGGAUAUUCUGAGAUGCUUCUGGAACGGGUGGAAAAUUACCAACCAGUUUUAUAAACUUCAAUUUUUAUUAGAGCUGUAUUUCACGUUUACGCUUUUAUGGCUGUAAUACAAAUACAGCUGCUGAAACUCUUGUUAGGUUUUGAAAUCUUCUGCUGUUUGAACCACAGCAAGACCUCAGUAUUUCCAGCAAGCUGUGUUUUGUUCUUUAUAAAAAUGUUGCUAAGUUUUUGUUCCUAUUUGUUUUUCUCUAACUUUAUGAUCAGACGCUGCAGCAUAUAUCAGUGGAAUUUCAUGCAAGGGUGUUGAUUUAUCACAGAAGCUUUUUUAGAAUCAGUCAUUUCCUUUUCCUUCCACAAGAAAGGCUUGUUAUUAUCUCAUUCAAAUUUUAUCCUUCUCAGCACUUUAUCAAUUUUCCCCCUUUUGUCUUUGCAUAUUGUUUAGAGCUUCCCAAGCUUGAUGAGGGGGAGGAAAAAGAUGUCCCCUCUGCCUUUUCUAAGUAUAGAAUUCAUUCUAUGCUGAGGUUUUUUUUUCCUCACCACUACCUUUUGGAAAGUGAUGUGAUUUUUGCAUCCCAAGACACAUUAGUAGCUGCUAAAUAGAGAAAUAAUCAGAUCUGAUGAUGAUAAAAGGGCUGUAUUCUGCAUGCUAUAAUAGUGUCGUGAUCCUGGCAUGCUAAAUAGUACAUCUGCAAAAUUUCUUCUAAUACAGGCAAGAUUUGCUAUGGAGGGAAGCAGCAAUACAUUGUUUAGUGUGUGUGUGUGUCAUUGUUCCUAUCGGAAAGGAUAGAGUGAACUCAGACUUCCCACAGAUACAAAAGGAGAGAAAGGACUCUGUGAGGUUCUGCCCCAUUUGGGUUGGCAGUACCUGGGCCUCUCAGGAAGAGAGGAAAAUUGUUUGGCUUCAGGAACGCUGUUAGCAAAGUUUUGAGCACAUCCAGGGGAAAACUGAGGAUAGUUGAGUUCCACUGAAUUGAGUGGUGAGACUUAAGACUGCUCAGUAAUUUCUCUUCAAGAGAUGAAGUUGCUGCAGAAUUGGGUUGAAACACAUUUGGAACUUAGUCUUGAACUUGCAAAUUAUGUCGGCAUGGAAAUUAUUGGAGGUAUGAGCUUUUUUGUAUACAACAUCCUGAAAAUACUUUUGCCUUCUUACGUAGAGUAAAAAAACUUUCUACAUUCUACUUACUCUGCUGGUGUACUGUAGCAACAGAAACAUGGAACAGCAUACAAACCCUACAGGAUUCAGCAAGUAAUAGGUAAUUGUGAUUCAUCAUUUUUUGUUCUUCUAGCCAUUUUCCUCUUCUAAGUACGCAGCAGGUUUUUUUU